AGAAAUUGGAUUGCUUUUCUAUGAGUCACACUUUUUCCACCUUCUCCUUUUUCAACCGACCAAACUUCCCCAAAAUCUCUCCAAUCCCAAAUACUCCCCAAGCACUCCGAUCUACCCAUGGCUUCCAUGACUAUCACACCCGCAUAUUUCGGAGGCUCAGCCGCCGUCUCCAAGGGCCCCACCGCCCUCCGCCGCGGGGUCGUACCCGUCAGGGCAACGAAGGAGGCGUCGAACGCCGCCGCCGAAGAGAUCGGAAAGGGGAGGAGGGAUUUGGUCUUCGCCGCCGCUGCCGCGGCGGCGUGGUCGGUGGUGAAGGCGGCGGCGGCGGAGGAGGAGCCGAAGCCCGGGACGGCGGAGGCGAAGAAGAAGUACGCUCCGAUUUGUGUGACAAUGCCCACCGCCAAGAUUUGCCGCAAGUGAGAAACCUAAUUAUUAUUUAGACCGCUCUUCUCUUCCUCCGUAUGUUGUUGUAAUUGGGUUCAUAACAAUGGCUGUAAAACCUUUGCCUUUUUUUAUUCAAAAAACAAAAUCUAUUUUAUUAGGUUAAUCUUCUUUUUAAAUUGCUAAAUUCUUAAGUGGACCUAAAAUGCAUCAAAGUUUUCAUGAACUAGCAUAGCUUCAUAAUAAUUUUCUGAUUAUGAU
This is a messenger RNA of Cuscuta campestris, 642 nucleotides long. The record is from the annotation of a GenBank genome assembly. Lineage: Eukaryota; Viridiplantae; Streptophyta; Magnoliopsida; Solanales; Convolvulaceae.